This is a messenger RNA of Andrographis paniculata, 1234 nucleotides long. Its product is annotated as isoflavone reductase-like protein. Gene Ontology annotation, molecular function: oxidoreductase activity. The transcript is spliced from 5 exons. Lineage: Eukaryota; Viridiplantae; Streptophyta; Magnoliopsida; Lamiales; Acanthaceae. The coding region runs from base 158 to 1090 and encodes 310 amino acids. The record is from RefSeq and is a predicted model, not a curated record.
CCCUAACCCAAUCGAUACCAAACUACAUGCGUUCAUGAUGAGAUCGAUUCGAAGGAUGUAAUAAAAAUGCAUAUAUAUAUAGAGAGAGAGAGACAGACAGACAGACAGAACUGGCAUUCAUUCAUUCAUUCAUCAAUUCUUGAUCAGAUCUAUAGCUAUGGAGAAGAGCAAGGUUUUGAUCAUAGGAGGGACUGGGUACAUUGGCAAGUUCAUAGUGGAAGCCAGUGCAAAGUGUGGGCACCCCACCUUUGCUUUAGUAAGGGAGGCAACCAUUGCUGAUCCUGCCAAGAACAACCUUAUUCAGACCUUCAAGAAUUCUGGUGUCCAAAUAUUACAGGGCGAUCUGAAUGAUGAAAAGAGCCUGGUGGAGGCAGUGAAGCAGGUGGAUGUUGUGAUCUCCGCCGUCGGGCAGAUGCAGUUGCCCGAUCAAGCCAACAUCAUUGCAGCCAUCAAACAAGCUGGAAACCCUAUUAAGAGGUUCUUGCCGUCUGAGUUCGGGUCGGAUGUGGAGCGAGCCCGGGCAGUGGAGCCGGCCAAGUCAGUAUGGUCCGUGAAGGUUGGGAUCAGACGAGCCAUAGAGGCUCAAGGCAUUCCUUACACCUAUGUGUGUUGUAAUUACUUUGCCGGCUAUUCGUUGCCCACUCUGCUGCAGCCUGGUCAGUUUGCUCCACCCCCGCCUAAGGACAAACUCGUCAUUUUAGGAGAUGGCAAUGCUAAAGCCGUGUUCAACGAUGAACGGGACAUUGCCAUGUACACAAUGAGGGCGGUGGAUGAUCCGAGGACGUUGAACAAAACGCUUUAUAUAAAGCCUAGCUUGAAUGUGUACUCCGUGAAUGAACUCGCGGCCUUGUGGGAGAAGAAGAUAGGGAAGAAGGUGGAUAAAGUUUAUGUUCCUGAGGAACAACUGCUGAAACAAAUUGCAGAGUCUCCAGUGCCGGGGAACAUAAUCUUGGCGAUCAAUCAUUCGGUGUUAGUGAACGGCGACCAAACUUAUUUCGAGAUUGAGCCAUCAUUUGGGGUUGAAGCAUCUGAGCUUUAUCCUGAUGUUAAGUACACAACUGUGGAGAGCUACCUCGACCAGUUUGUCUGAAUUAAUGUAUUUGCAUGCUCCUUGUGUUAAAUUUCUAUGAAUUAUUAUAUGUAUGUAUGUAUGUGUGAGAAUGAGUGAGAGAGGUGUAUGUGUGUGAAAUGCAUGUGGAUUUUUAUCCCAAGAAUAAAAUUUUCUAAACACAAA